Molecule: messenger RNA, 2164 nt
Organism: Aphis gossypii (cotton aphid)
Lineage: Eukaryota; Metazoa; Arthropoda; Insecta; Hemiptera; Aphididae
Gene: wap
Product: DDB1- and CUL4-associated factor 7
Exons: 9
Coding region: 642-1682 (346 amino acids)
Cellular component (GO): nucleus
Molecular function (GO): protein binding
Source: RefSeq, a predicted model, not a curated record
CCACCAUAGCGUAUCGUAGCGGCGUUUGUUUACGUUUCCAAUAUCAUUUAUAUCACCAACAACUAUUGUUGUUGUUGUUAAAAUAUUUACUCAUCUGGUGGCGGUCCGAGUUACAGUCAAUUUUUUUUUUUUUUUUUCCAUUCGUUUUCACCACUGUCGUCGACUAUUUACGCGACGCGUACGACAAUAAUUUUUCGUUUGGUCGACAUUUCGACGACGCCGCCGCCACCGACGCCGCCACUGCCACCACCACCACCACCACCUCCACUUCCGUCUUCACCGCACCGCUUACUCCGCCCGACCACCCACCGAAACACGACUGUUGUCCGCUUUGGUUAUCAGUAAAACGCGGCGUCUCUCGCGUCGCGACGGACACUACUGGUGAGCGGCCGAUGAUAAAUAGUACGAAACUACGAACCUCGCUCGUUCUUGGACGUGAGCACGACAUGCAAGUGCCGAGUCGCCGACGGUGAGUGAGUAACAAUAACGGACGCGCGCCAUGCACGACAGCGGACGACGGACAUCUGACCGGCGUUGAGGAGCACCGACUGUGUCUGAAGUGGAGUCAGUGAAUUGCACUACAGCUGUGUGUAUCUUUGUUUAUUGUAUACAUUUUUCGUGGACAAUUGAUAAUUCUCAAAAUGGCAGUUCACGGUUCUACACCUAAGCGUAAAGAAAUUUACAAACACGAGGCACCAUGGCCACUAUACAGUAUGAACUGGUCUGUACGACCUGACAAAAGAUUUCGCCUGGCAAUUGGGAGCUUUGUUGAGGAAUACAAUAAUAAAGUACAAAUCGUGUCAUUAGAUGAAGAAGUAUCAGAAUUCAGUCCUAAAAGCACUUUUGAUCAUCCGUAUCCAACAACAAAAAUUAUGUGGAUUCCCGAUAGUAAAGGAGUAUUUCCCGAUUUAUUAGCUACAAGUGGUGAUUAUUUACGAAUUUGGAGAGCAGGUGAACCAGAAACAAGACUGGAAUGCAUUCUUAAUAAUAACAAGAAUUCAGACUUUUGUGCUCCAUUAACAUCAUUUGACUGGAAUGAAGUUGAUCCAAACUUAAUUGGUACAUCAAGUAUAGAUACUACAUGUACAAUUUGGGGUCUUGAAACAACUCAGAUUGUUGGGCGAAUUAAUUCUGUUGCGGGUCAUGUUAAGACUCAACUUAUUGCCCAUGACAAAGAAGUAUAUGAUAUAGCCUUUAGUCGUGCUGGAGGUGGCCGUGAUAUGUUUGCUUCAGUUGGAGCUGAUGGUUCGGUUAGAAUGUUUGAUUUACGGCAUUUGGAACAUUCUACAAUAAUUUAUGAAGAUCCUCAACAUUCUCCAUUACUCAGGCUUGCAUGGAACAAGCAAGAUCCAAAUUAUCUCGCUACAGUUGCUAUGGAUGCAUGCGAAGUCAUUAUAUUGGAUGUCAGAGUUCCUUGUACACCUGUUGCUAGAUUAAACAAUCAUAGGGCAUGUGUUAAUGGAAUUGCAUGGGCUCCACAUUCAUCUUGCCAUAUAUGCACUGCUGGUGAUGAUCACCAGGCCCUUAUAUGGGAUAUCCAACAAAUGCCUAGGGCUAUAGAAGAUCCAAUCUUGGCAUAUACAGCAGCAGAAGGUGAAAUCAAUCAAAUUCAAUGGGGUGCCACUCAACCAGAUUGGAUCGCUAUUUGUUAUAAUAAGUCGUUGGAAAUACUACGAGUGUAGUAAUACUGUUGGACUAUUAAUGUUGUAAUUACAUUAUUAUAUAUAUUAUUUUAUAUUUUUAUCAAUUUUUUUUCAUAUCAAUCCAAAUUAUUUGACUCAGAUGUUAUUAACAAGAUUUACAGUUUUAUUUGUUACACAUGAUUUAUAAGAGACCGUGAUUUAUUUUUGUUUUAUUAUUAUUAUUUAUUUUUUUUUUUUGAAUUAUAUUAUUCUAAUGAUUUUUUACAACAUAGUCCAAUGCAUUGUAUUAUUAAAAACUUAAGUAUAUAAUGUAUUUCAUUAACAGCCCGCCGGUAGAUGAUUUUUAGCCUGUAUUUAUAAUAAAGAAGAAUACUCUUAUAUAGUAAUAAAAUGUAUUGUAGAAUUUCGACAUUUGAUUUUACAAUUGUUGUAAGCCAGCAAAAUAAUUAUAAUAAAAAUGACAUAUAUUAUAAAUUCAUUUUAGAUUUUGAACGGAGUGAUUAAUGUAUUAAUUUUACAAU